This is a messenger RNA of Trichomycterus rosablanca, 2936 nucleotides long. It is a transcript of the gene dtwd1, whose product is annotated as DTW domain containing 1. Gene Ontology annotation, biological process: tRNA modification. Gene Ontology annotation, cellular component: nucleus. Bases 82 to 945 code for a protein of 287 amino acids. Gene Ontology annotation, molecular function: tRNA-uridine aminocarboxypropyltransferase activity. NCBI's taxonomy places the organism in Eukaryota, Metazoa, Chordata, Actinopteri, Siluriformes, Trichomycteridae. The record is from RefSeq and is a predicted model, not a curated record. The transcript is spliced from 5 exons.
ACCGGCGACGUGAACGUUAGCAUUAGCGUUAGCAUUCUGCUGUCAGUUUGCUUGUUUAUCAACGUUUAAAAGUGUUCAGUCAUGCCCGAGACGGAAUCGCGAGCGGACGACGGGCAUCAUGAACCUGGCUCUUCAGAGGAACCUCUGCAGGACCUGAUCCUCUCCUCGCACUCGGUCCUGGAGGAGGCUCACCGGGCCGGCAGGAUGAAGUGCUCCAGGUGCGGAGGGUCGCGGGUCUUCUACUGCUACACCUGCUGCUGUCUGGUGGGCCUGGACCCGCGGCACGUCCCCAAGAUCAAGCUCCCCGUGAAGAUCGACAUCAUCAAACACCCGAACGAGACGGACGGGAAGAGCACCGCCGUCCACGCCAAGCUCAUCGCGCCCGACCACGUCUCCAUCUACACGUACCCCUGCAUCCCGGAGCUGGACGAGCACGCCGAGAACGUGGUUCUGGUGUUCCCGGGUCCCGACGCCAUGACGGUGGACGAGCUGGGCGAGUAUUUCACCACGAAGGGAAGGAAAAGAGAAGCGGUGGAUCGUGGAUCAGCGCACAGGAGGACCAAGAAACCUAAACUGGAGGAUCACCGGAGCGAGGGUUCGGCUACGACUCCUCACAGUCCGGAGAACCCCGCCUGCUCCGUCCAGAGGGUCAUCUUCAUCGACAGCACCUGGAACCAAACCAACAAGAUCAUCACCGACGAGCGCUUACAGGGUCUGGCUCAGGUGGAGCUGAAGUCCAGGAGAACCUGCUUCUGGAGGCACCAGCGGGGAUCUCCAGAUACGUACCUGGCCACCAUCGAGGCCAUCUACUACUUCCUGAAGGACUUCCACGUGCAGUGUCUGGGCCGAGCCUAUACGGGGGAGUACGAUAACCUGCUCUUCUUCUACUGCUUCCUCCACAGACUCAUCAACAAGGCCAAACAAGCUCAGGCUAAAUCCGCCUAGCGUCAGGAGUGAGGAGUCUGCCCAUGCUGCAUGUGCUCCUACCGAGGGAGUGGAGACUGUUAUAACAGCAUGUUAACGAUGGGGCUGAAGUAAAGCCAGUGCAGCAGGGUUAGUGUUUUUAUUGAUGGAUGUUUUAUUCACCACGUUACUGAGAGCGAACCCCCCCGGGCGAGGUUCAGUUCUGGGCGGAGGCGUGGCGGAUCUUGGCCUGCAGGGCGUCGCAGGUUUUCUUGGCGUCUCCGAGCAGCAUGGCGGUGUUGGGCUUGUAGAAGACGGGGUUGUCCACCGCGGCGUAACCCACUCCCAGCGUCCGCUUCAUCACGAUCACCUGCAGACGCCAGGAAGCAAAAAUGAAAUCCACUUUAAGUAAUCUCCCAGGGCCUUCCCUAAACUGAACCAUCACCAUGAUUCUCUACCCACUGCUAUUAAUGACAGGAUUUGAGUCAAUGAUUCUUUUAAUAUGACUCGUAGAAUCAUUUAAAUUCCAGAAUCAGCACCAUGAUUCUUAACAAUGACCGGAUGUGAGUCAGUGAUUCUUUUAGUAUGACUCAUCGACUCUUAGAAUCAUUUGAAUUCUUGAAUCAGCAGCAUGAUUCUUUACCCACUGCUAUUAAUGACAGGAUUUGAGUCAAUGAUUCUGUUAAUACGACUCAUAGAAUCAUUUAAAUUUCUGAAUCAGCACCACGAUUCUUUACCCACUGCCGUUUGAGUCAGUGAUUCUUUUAGUAUGACUCAUUGACUCUUAGAAUCAUUUGAAUUCCUGAUUCAGCAGCAUGAUUCUUCACAAUGACAGGUUUUGAGUCAGUUAUUCUUUUAAUAUGACUCACUGACUCUUAGAAUCAUUUGAAUUCUUGAUUCAGCACCAUGAUUCUUUACCCACUGCCAUUUGAGUCAGUGAUUCUUUUAGUAUGACUCAUUGACUCUUAGAAUCAUUUGAAUUCCUGAUUCAGCAGCAUGAUUCUUCACAAUGACAGGUUUUGAGUCAGUGAUUCUUUUAGUAUGACUCAUUGACUCUUAGAAUCAUUUGAAUUCCUGAUUCAGCACCAUGAUUUUUCACAAUGACAGGUUUUGAGUCAGUGAUUCUUUUAAUAUGACUCACUGACUCUUAGAAUCAUUUGAAUUCUUGAUUCAGCACCAUGAUUCUUCACAAUGACAGGUUUUGAGUCAGUUAUUCUUUUAAUAUGACUCACUGACUCUUAGAAUCAUUUGAAUUCUUGAUUCAGCACCAUGAUUCUUCACAAUGACAGGUUUUGAGUCAGUUAUUCUUUUAAUAUGACUCACUGACUCUUAGAAUCAUUUGAAUUCUUGAUUCAGCACCAUGAUUCUUCACAAUGACAGGUUUUGAGUCAGUUAUUCUUUUAAUAUGACUCACUGACUCUUAGAAUCAUUUCGAUUUCUGAAUCAGCACAUUGAUUCUUUACAAUGACGGGAUUUGAGUCAGUGAUUCUUUUAAUACGACUCAUAGAAUCAUUUGAUUCCUAAAUCAGCACCAUGAUUUUUUACCCACUGCUAUUAAUGACAGGAUUUAAGUCAGUGAUUCUUUUAAUAUGACUCCUGAAUCAGUAGCAUGAUUCUUUACAAUGACAGGUUUUGAGUCAGUGAUUCUUGUAGUAUGACUCUUAGAAUCAUUUGAAUUCCUGCAACUGAACGAGCGGGCGGAUCGAACCCGGGUUCUGUUUUCUGUGUGAUGACAGAAUAUGAAUCAGUGAUGGUUGGGAAAUGAAUCAGAUCAGUGAAUCAAGUCAUUACUUCACUGCUUGUUGAAGACAGGGCGGAUGGAUUCUCCACACAUGACUCAGUGAAUCUUUGAGUCGUUGCUGAGUUUAACGACAGGAUAUGAUUCAGUAGCAACUGCUGUGGCUGAAACGUGAAUGUAGUCAGUAGAAGAGGUGUCCUAAUACUUUUGACCAUACAGUGUAUAUUAUAUUGCGUUAUAUUAUAAUGAAUGAUCUGUUAUACUUAAAUGAAAUAAUAAAAUAUGAUGUAAUAAA